Moesziomyces antarcticus is the source of this 5940-nucleotide messenger RNA. RefSeq names its product glycosyltransferase family 2 protein. NCBI's taxonomy places the organism in Eukaryota, Fungi, Basidiomycota, Ustilaginomycetes, Ustilaginales, Ustilaginaceae. The transcript has a single exon. Gene Ontology annotation, molecular function: ATP binding; chitin synthase activity; cytoskeletal motor activity. Bases 1 to 5940 code for a protein of 1979 amino acids. The record is from RefSeq and is a predicted model, not a curated record. Gene Ontology annotation, cellular component: cell septum; myosin complex; cell periphery.
AUGUCCGCAGCCAUGCAGCCUCCUGAGGACGUCGCCAGCCUCUCCCAGCUGCAAAACAUCUCCCCGGACACCAUCUUCUCCGUCCUCCGCGAUCGCUUCUACUCCGGUCUCCCCUACACCGCCCUCUCCGACUCCAUCCUCGUCUCGGUAAACCCCUACGCCUCCUCCGGAAACCGCAACAGCGACGACUCGCUCCGCCAAUACACAAGAGACUACCGCGAAACCAACAAGCAGCUCCGCGGCGCACCCUUGCCGCCCCACAUCUUCGCCCACGCCUGCAAUGCCUACUUUUACAUGCGCCGCACCGGCCAGGACCAGAGCUUGCUCAUGGCCGGCGACACCUCCAGCGGCAAGAGCGAGGUGCGCAGGCUCGCCAUCCGCGCCCUCAUCGACCUCAGCGUAGCCGCCCCAGGAAAGAAGGGAUCCAAGCUCGCAGUCCAAAUCCCCUCGGCAGAGUACAUCCUCGAGGCGCUCGGAAACUCGCGCACCCUCGAAAACGCAAACGCCUCCCGCUUUGGCAAGUACACCGAACUCCAGUUCUCCGACUCGGGCAAGCUCGUCGGCGCAAAGACCCUCGACUACUACCUCGAGAAGAACCGCGUCGUCAGCGCCGCCUCCAGCGAACGCAACUUCCACAUCUUCCACUACAUGGUCGCAGGCGCAUCCGAAGACGAGAAGCAAUACCUCGGCAUCACAGACGCAUCCUCCUUCCGCUACCUCGGACAGGCCUCGCGCAACCGCGACUCGGACGACGCCGCCAAGUUCAACCGCCUCAAGCUCGCCUUCAAGAACCUCGGCUUCUCCAAACGCCACGUCGCCUCCAUCUGCCAGCUCCUCGCCGCCAUCCUCCACCUCGGCAACAUCGAGUUCCACUACGACCGCCAACGCACCCAGGACUCCGCCACCGUCCGUAAUCCAGACGUGCUCGAAAAGGUCGCAGAGUACCUCGGCAUCCCCGCCAACUCGCUCGAGGAGGCGCUCACCUACAAGACCAAGAUGAUCCGCGGCGAGGUCUGCACCAUCCUCCUCGACGCCGAUGGCGCCUCCGACCACCGCGACGACCUCGCAAAGUCGCUCUACUCGCUCCUCUUCGCCUGGGUCAACGAGAGCCUCAACCAGAAACUCUGCCGCGACGACUUCGACACCUUCAUCGGCCUCCUCGACCUCCCCGGCUUCCAGAACCUCUCCCGAGCCAACUCGCUCGACCAGUUCUGCGUCAACUUCGCCUGCGAGAGCCUCCACCGCUUCAUGCUCCGCAACGUCUUCGAAAAGCGUCGCGACGAGUUUGCCGACGAGGCCAUCGACACCCUCUCCCCCGACAUCCCCUUCUUCGACAACGCAGAGACCCUCCGCCUCAUGACCAACCAGCCCGGCGGCCUCAUCCACAUCAUGGACGACCAGGCGCGCAGGAUGCCCAAAAAGUCGGACCACACCAUGAUCGACGCCUUCGGCAAGCGAUGGGGCAACCAUCCCUCCUUCAAGGUCGGCCCCGCAGACCGCUCCGGCUUCUCCAGCUUCACCAUCAGCCACUACAACUCCGCCGUCACCUACACCUCCGAAAACCUGCUCGAGAAGAACAGCGAGGUGGUCAGCCCCGACUUUGUCUCGCUCCUCCGCGGCUCCCACCCCGACGCCACAAAGCUCGGCGGCGCAGACCCCACCGCCUCGCCCGGCUCCACCAUCCCCUUCAUCCGCGGCAUAUUCAACACCAAGGUGCUCAAGACUCAGUCGCAUCCCAAGAAUGACCAGACCAUCGUCGCCGCUCAGCAGUCGGUCAAGCCCAUGCGCGCCCCCUCCACACGCAGACCCAACCGCGCCGCCACCGUGAAGCGCAGCACCACCGUCAAGAAGGGCAACAACAACAACAACGACGACGACGACUCGGACGACGACGCCGACUCGUCGGGCGUCAAGAAGAACGCCGUGCGCUGCGUCGCCGGCGAGUUCCGCGGCGCGCUCGACCUGCUCCUCGAGACGCUCGACGACACAAAGUCGUGGUUCACGCUCUGCCUGCGUCCCAACGACAACCAGCUGCCCAACCAGUUCGAGGCCCGCACCGUCAAGCACCAGAUCAACACGCUCGGCCUCUCGGAGAUGGCGCGCAAGCUCCUCAACGAGUACAGCGUCAGCAUGACCUACGACGAGUUCUGCCAGCGCUACGCCGCCAUCCCCUCGCUCGACGCCAUCAACAUGGCUGGCGCCGUCUCGGGCGAAGCGAAGCAGAAGUUCUCGGCCGCACGCGAGAUCAUGCAGUGGUCCGAGCACGACGUCGCCUCGGGCCGCGUCAAGGUCUUCCUCUCCCACAACGCCUUCCGCGAGCUCGAGGACGAGCUGCGUGCCGCCGACCCCGAGGAGAUCAAGAACAACGAGCGACGCGCACAGCUCGAUGUCGAAGCAGCCGCUCGCGGCGAGUCCGACCCCUUCUCCCCUAUGGCCGUCCACGCAGACGAGGUGACGCGCAGCCAAAGCAACGACUUUGUCGGCGCCUACGGCGAUCCGUUCAAGGAGCGUUCCUCCGUCGUCCUCCCGCUCGUCGGCGGAGCAGGCGCUGCCGACGCCGACGACGCACUCGAAGAGGUCAAGAGCUCCUACUCGGGCGUCUCGGGCACCCUCCCCAGGCGCAGCUACGGCGGCGGCCUCAGCGGCGCCGCUUCCAACAUCGGCUCCGAGGCCUACGCGCCCUCGCGCAACAUGUUUGCCGACAUGGGCAAGAACGGCCUCAACGAGAAGGCCGGUACGGCGGCCUUUACCGAGGAGCCGCUCGGCGAGGUCGCCGAGGAGGUCGGUGUCACCGCCGCGCGUCGCAAGUGGGUCGCCUUCACCUGGGCCGUCACCUUCUGGAUCCCCUCGUUCGUGCUCAAGCGCUUCCACUCGCUCAAGAGGCCCGACAUCCGCAUGGCAUGGCGCGAGAAGCUCGCCAUCAACCUCAUGAUCUGGUUCAUCUGCGCCUGCGCCGUCUUUGUCAUUGUCGUGCUCGGCAACCUCAUCUGCCCCAAGCAGCACGUCUACAGCCCCAACGAGUUCGCCACGCACAAGGGCGACUCCUCCUUCACCUCGAUCCGCGGCGAGGUGUUUGACCUGAGCAGCCUCGUCACCAGCCACAAGAGCGUCGUGCCCGUCGUCCCCACCAAUUCCAUCCUCGCCUAUGCCGGAGAGGACGCCACCCCCAUCUUCCCCGUCCAGGUCAACGCGCUGUGCAACGGCGUCGACGGUAACGUGAGCCCCUGGGUGCAGCUCUCCAACGAGAACUCCACCGACAAGAACGCCCAGUACCACGACUUCCGCUCCUACCACAUCGACGACCCGCGUCCCGACUGGUACUACGAGACCAUGUGGCUGCUGCGCUCCAACUACCGCGUCGGCUUCAUGGGUUACACCUCGGACGGCAUCCGCGACAUGCUCUCCGAGGGCAGGUCGCUCGCCAUCUACCGCGGCGACAUCUACGACGUGUCCGACUACGUCAAGCAGGGCAACCAGGGCGUGCUGCGCGCUCCCGAUGGAUUCCAGGCUCCCGUCAACACCAACCGCAAGUUCAUGAGCGAUGCCGUGAUCAGCCUCAUCGCACAGAACCCGGGCAAGGACAUCACCAAGCAGCUCGACAGCCUGCCGCUCGACCGCGACGUGCUCGACCGCCAGCGCGUGUGUCUGCGCAACCUCUACUUCAUCGGCAAGGUCGACCAUCGCAACUCGCCGCAGUGCCGCUUCUCCCAGUACAUCCUGCUCGCGCUCUCGCUCUUCAUGGUGGCCAUCCUCGGAUUCAAGUUCCUCGCGGCGCUCCAGUUCGGCCGCGCGCGCAAGCCCGAGGACCACGACAAGUUUGUCAUCUGCCAGGUGCCCUGCUACACCGAGGGCGAGGAGUCGAUGCGCAAGACGAUCAACUCGCUCGCGGCGCUCAAGUACGACGACAAGCGCAAGCUGCUCUUCAUCAUCUGCGACGGCAUGAUCGUCGGUUCGGGCAACGACCGGCCCACGCCGCGAAUCGUGCUCGACAUCCUCGGCGCCGACCCGAACCUGGAGCCGGAGGCGCUGAGCUUCCUCUCGCUCGGCGAAGGCAGCAAGCAGCACAACAUGGCCAAGGUGUACAGCGGUCUCUACGAGCACCACGGCCACGUGGUGCCGUACAUCGUGGUGGUCAAGUGCGGCAAGCCCACGGAGCGCUCGCGACCGGGCAACCGCGGCAAGCGCGACUCGCAGCUCGUGCUCAUGCGCUUCCUCAACAAGGUGCACUUUGGCCUGCCCAUGAACCCGAUGGAGCUCGAGAUCUACCACCAGAUCAAGAACGUCAUUGGCGUCAACCCGAGCUUCUACGAGUACAUCCUCCAGGUGGAUGCGGACACCGAGGUGGAGGCGCUGUCGCUCAACCGGUUCAUCUCGGCGUUCAUCCGCGACAAGAAGGUGAUCGGACUGUGCGGCGAGACGGCGCUGUCGAACGCCAAAGCGAGCAUCAUUACGAUGCUGCAGGUGUACGAGUACUACAUCUCGCACUACCUCGCCAAGGCGUUUGAGAGUCUGUUUGGAUCGGUGACGUGUCUGCCCGGUUGUUUCUCCAUGUUCCGCAUCCGCACGCCGGACACGCACCGGCCGCUGUUCAUUGCGUCGGCGAUCGUGGAGGAGUAUGCCGAGAACCGCGUGGACACUUUGCACACCAAGAACCUGCUGCACUUGGGCGAGGAUCGAUACCUGACCACGCUGGUGCUCAAGCACUUUGGCAAGUACAAGACCAUCUUUGUGCGCGACUGCAAGGCGUGGACGGUGGCGCCGGACGACUGGAAGGUGCUGCUGUCGCAGCGUCGACGCUGGAUCAACUCGACGGUGCAUAACCUGGUGGAGCUCAUCUUUACGCCCGGGCUGUGCGGGUUCUGCCUGUUUUCGAUGCGCUUUGUGGUGUUUAUCGACCUGCUCUCGACCAUCAUUGCGCCGGUGACGGUGGCGUACAUUGUGUACCUGAUCGUGCUCGUCGCCACGGCCAACGGCACGAUUCCGCUCACGGCGAUCAUCAUGCUGGCGGCGAUCUACGGCUGCCAGGCGGUCAUCUUCCUGCUGAACCGCAAGUUCGAGAUGAUCGGUUGGAUGGUGGUGUACAUCAUUGGGAUUCCGAUCUGGUCGUUGUUCCUGCCGCUGUAUUCGUUCUGGCACAUGGACGAUUUCUCGUGGGGUAACACGAGGGUGGUGAUGGGCGAAAAGGGACAGAAGGUGGUGGUGCACGAAGAGGGCACGUUUGAUCCGAGCGAGAUUCCGCUGCAGACGUGGACGGACUACGAGAACGAGCUGUGGGAGCGCAACUCGGCGCGCUCGAUCGGGUCGAUUAUCGAGGCGGCACGCGCGGAGAACAAGUCGCUGGGCUCGCGUGCGGGGUCGCAGUACGCGCCGAGUUUGUACGGACAGCCUGUGCUGCCGAACAACGGUAGUUUUGGACACAGUCCCUCGCCUUCGUUUGGGGGUACGCCUUCGCAGUUUGGUGCGUAUCCCGCUGCGGGUUCGCAGGUAGGCUACUUUCCGCAGGCGGAUGCUCGGCAGUCGACCUACAGUCUUGGUGGAUACGGUGGGCAGACCAUGUCGAUGUACGGUAUGCCUGCUGCUGGAUCCGUCUACGGGAUGCCUGGGGGUAGUGGAUUCAUGCCGUAUGCGGGGGGCAGCAUGUACGGUCUGCCGCAGCAACAGACACAGUCGGUCUAUGGCGGUUCGCAACUCGGCUUUGGCGGGUUUGCGGAGCAGCCUGUUCAGCCGGCACAGGCAAGCAUGUCAGGUAGCCCAGAGGCGGGAUUGCCCGCAGAGGCCCAGAUGAAGAUGGACAUUCGAAGCCUGAUUGCCGAGUCGGACCUCACCACGGUGACCAAGAAACAGCUGCGCCAAAAGCUCGAGGCCAAGUACGGCGUGCCGCUCGACGCCAAGAAGGCCUUCGUCAAUGGCGAGAUUGAAAAGGUGCUCGCCGAGUCGUAG